AAGAAUUUCCGAAUAUUCAUUCGUCUCCUAAUUUGCUACGCAAUUUUCAAGUGCUAAAAGAAAGGGACUUCAACUUUGGGCAUUCCCGAGAAUGCUUUGAAAGUAUCAAACAUUUGUCUUGCAGUGUAUAUCGUCAUUUCUAGGGUCAAGAUUUACGCCACCUUUCUCCUCUCUUCAUGUUGCUUGCUAAGUCACUUGUUCGCUAUCAGUAUUUGUAUUUCUCUUUAACAAUGAAAUAUUGCUUCUAGAGUUUCUUUAUUACAGAGACAGAGACUUCAGAACAAAAACCAGAGGACAGACGAGAUCCUAAUUGAUGACGGUAAGUGCUCCUGAUUAUUUUUGGGACUUGAAAACGCUCUUGGACACUACAUAAUUCCAGAUUCAAAAUCUGCUCUGCACCAUCGUUCCCACGUGCCGAAGUUCGGGAAUUGGGACGGCGAUGACGAGCAGUACACAGCAUGCUUCGAGACCGCGCGCAGAGAGAAGGACUUGACGACGAUGACGAUGGUGAACCCAAACGAUCCAGAGCAAAACCCAGAGGCUUUCAAUUUCUUGACAGGAGCCGCCGCCGCCGCAGCCGGCGAUGGCUCGGUCUCCCGCAACUCAAACAGCUCGUCGGCAAGAAGCGGCCGUAGAAGGAACCUUUCGCAUCAGAGGAGCAGGGAAAGCUAUGGGAGCUUAACACCAGCAGAGUCUGUGAGCUCGAGAAGUAACUAUUCCGAUCAUUCUGUGCUGCAGAGAUGCGAGAACAAAAGGAUCAUAUCUAAAGGAGGCAGUGUUGGUCAUACCGGCAGCUUCUCUUCCUCAAGCAAUCAUCGACGGGGAAGCGGAAGCCAUUCUUCUCGUGACUACGAAGUAAUACUCAAAUCUCAGAAUCAAAAGGGAACGGCAAUACCAAAAUUUGGGGAGUGGGACGAAGAGGAUCCAAAAUCAGGAGAAAGUUUCACUGUGAUCUUCAGCAAACUUAAACAAGAGAAGCAUGCUGAGCCUGGUCAUCUCCCUGAUGCGCCUCCACAACUUGUUCAUUUCUCGGAUGUGCAUCAUCAGCGUCACAGGCCUUCCCAUAAAACCACUCGGUCCAAGAACUAUUGUUGUUUUUUCAAGUGAAAGCAAACGAAGGUGGAAUUGCUAUCAUCUGCUUUGGCCCCCACAAACCCUACCAUGUAUAAUUAUCUUUUUGCACCAUUAUAAAUUGUCUUCACUUCACUUUCUUUUAUCUUUUUUUCCGAAGAUGUUCUGGUUUGGAUUUUCACAGCCAUAUAGUGUUCCUUACCAUUAUUUUAAUCACUGAA
Prosopis cineraria is the source of this 1292-nucleotide messenger RNA. RefSeq names its product RPM1-interacting protein 4-like. Lineage: Eukaryota; Viridiplantae; Streptophyta; Magnoliopsida; Fabales; Fabaceae. Bases 499 to 1107 code for a protein of 202 amino acids. The record is from RefSeq and is a predicted model, not a curated record. The transcript has 4 exons.